GCGGCUUUUCCUGUGAGUGGAGCAGUGCGUAGAUAGGUAGAAGUGGCGGCGAUGGAUAUUGCGUCGGCCGCGGCGAUCGUGAAUUCGAUCAACAAGCUCGAGAACAAGGGCAAAGAGACCGUUAAAGUCGUGGUGCGAUGUCGGCCGUUAUUUGGCAAAGAGAUCGUGGAAGGGCGCCAGUCGAUCGUGACCAUGGACUUAGCGGCCGCAGUCGUCUCCAUCAAAUGCCCCGACAGCGACCAGCUCAAGAACUUUACUUUUGACUCCGUGUACGACGAAAACACGGUCCAGCGCCAAUUCUACGACGAGUCUGGCUACCCGUUGGUGGAGAGCAUCUUCGAAGGCUACAACGGAACGAUCUUUGCCUACGGACAGACUGGAUGUGGGAAGACCCAUACGAUGCAGGGCAAGGACAGUCCCCCCGAGUUGCGCGGCGUCAUUCCUCACGCGUUUGACCACGUGUUCGACAACAUUAACGCCGACACUGAAAAAGAGUACAUGGUACGGGCCACGUACUUGGAGAUCUACAACGAAGACAUCCGAGACCUGCUCAGCGACGACUCCAACAAGCAAAAGCUCGAGUUGAAAGAGAGCGGCGACGGCGGCGUAUAUGUCAAAGACUUGACCGAGGUGGUCGUGCGCGACGUGGUCAGUAUCAACAAAGUCAUGGCCCGGGGGUUCAAGAAUAGAACAGUGGGGGCGACGUUGAUGAACGAAGGGUCGUCCCGAUCACACUCGAUUUUUACGAUUGUGGUGGAAGUCAGCGAGAAAGUCAACGGCGAGGACAGGUUCCGUGCAGGAAAGUUGAACUUAGUCGAUUUGGCGGGAAGUGAGCGACAGAGCAAGACGGGGGCCACAGGAGCUCGAUUAAAAGAAGGAUGCAAGAUCAACCUCAGUUUGUCGGCCCUUGGAAAUGUCAUAUCAGCGCUGGUGGAUGGAAAGGGCAAACACAUUCCGUACCGGGACUCCAAGCUCACGAGGUUACUCCAGGAUUCACUGGGAGGCAAUACUAAAACGGUGAUGGUCGCCGCCAUUAGUCCGGCAGACUACAAUUUUGAAGAAACGCUGUCCACCCUUCGCUAUGCAAAUCGAGCCAAGAACAUCAAGAACAAACCCACAGUCAACGAAGACCCAAAGGACGCGAAGUUGAGGGAAUACAAGGCCGAGAUCGAGCUGCUCAAGCAAAUGCUGGCCCAGCAAAAGGGCGGCACCCCGCCAGACUCAGCGUCAAGGCCAUCUCUUGGCAAACAAGGCGCGUCACCUCGGACCCAAGCCAUGACUUUGGAAGAGGAAGCGAAUGAAAUUAUGAAUCGCGUGCCCACUCCGCCCCGCACAACACUAUCACCCAGUGCGGAAGGAGGGGGGAACAGAAGCAGCAGCAGCAUGCACCGAAGCACGACGGAUCGGGAGCGUGAGUUGGAGGCGAAAUCCCAAGAGCUCGAGGAAAAAAUGCAGCGCGAAAAAGAAGAGAUCCAACGGCAAUUCAAGGUCGAACAAGAAUCCAUCGAAAAGGCCAAAGCGGAUGCAGCCGACAUGAUGCACUUGGCUCGUCAAAUGAUGGCGGAGGUGCAACUGGCGUCUGUGUCGUCGACUCCACAAGCAAGUGCGAUGCGAAGAGUGCCCUCCCCUCCAGUGAAAGAGAUACCGGUGGUUGUUCCAGUCGAAAUGGCGGUAUCAUCGCCCACGGAAUCGACGGCUACAUCUGAGGUCAUCAACGAGCUGCCUGUCGCCAGUGGCACGCCCGCUCCGCCGACUCCUGACGACUCUGUCACACCGUGUUCCAACGCUACAGAUGCUCAAGGUGAACCAAGCAAAGAUCUUGAAAAAGAACGUGAAGACAAACGACGUCGCGACGAGCAAGACGAGGCCAGGGAACGAGAACUCCACGCCAUUCGGGAAAAAGAGGUGCAGCGUACCAAAGAAAUGGAAGAAACCAAAGCAAAGGCCGCCGAAAUGAUGCGCAAGGCCGAGCGCAUGAUGGACGAAGCUAUGGCACGCGCCGCGCAACCUCCCAAGGUGAAGAUCGUCAAGGAAGUGGUCGAGGUCGUGCGUGAAGUGGUGCCCGACGACCACAUGAAGGAGAAAGAAGCGUUGAAAGAGAUGAACCAAACGAUAUUGAACCAUCGCGACAAAAUGGCCAAGGAACUUGAGCUCACUCAACUGGCUAUGGAAAGCCACAUGCGCGAAAAGUCUGAAUUGGCUACCAAGCUGGAGAAGAUUGGAUCGCAAAUCUGCGGCACCAAACCAGGCGGCGCCGCGGUCGAUGCUGAAGUGGCCAUCUUGAAGCAGCAGGUCGAGUUUCGACGGGCGCAAAUCAAGCUCAAGAUGAAAAAGAAGAAGGAAGCGCAGUAUGAAAUCGCUCAAGAGGCGCUCCAAGCCGAGAAGCAGAGCGUCGAAGAGGAGCUCAAAAACGCCCAAGAGCAAGCGCAAGUCAACAUUGCCGCCUACAAGAAGAAGCAGUCGAAAUACAAGGCCAAACUGGAAGCGGCCAAGGAAGAGAUGGCCGACAUGCACAAGGAAUUCGAGCGCGAACGAGAUAGCUUGAUGGACACGAUCCAUCAGCAAACGCGCGAAGUGAAACUCAUGGAACAGCUCGUCGAGUUAUUUCUCCCUCAGAACGAGCUAAUCAAAGUGUGGGAAAAAGCUGUGUGGCUCGACGACAAGGAAGAAUGGCAACUUCCACGCAUCAAGCCGCGGGGAGAUUUCACCAACAUGAAGCUGCCGUCGCUUGGAGGGGGCGGUGGCGGUGGGUCUGCUGCUGGCUACGCUCCGAUCGACCGGCCGUUUAGUGGCGGCGAAACGGGUGGGGCCGAAGUGUGCGGGGCAGACACCCCUAUGAGUAAUCGGUCCACCAAAUCGCGGAGUAAAACGCGUGGAAAAAUCGAUGCUAUUUCCAGUCGAGGGGAGGACCACGGCAUGGAAUUGCUUCCGCUCAACGACGUGAAAACCAAACUGCCGAGCGCGUCAUCUAAGAGCUCGCGCCGAGACAAGCCCGGCGACGCUACUGACGGCACAGUCAAGAAAUCCUCCGCGUCAUCAUCGGCUUCGUCGAGGAAGAAAGACAAGAAGAAAAAGGACAAGCAGUCGCGCGACGACACGCUGCAAAACAACCUCGACAGCCUCGGCAAUUCCCUCGAACCUUUGGUUCACACGGACGAAUCGUCCGCCCCCCUCGACCAACUCGUGUGUCCUGUGGACAUGGACUACCAGCCUCGGGACCGUCUGCAGUCGCGGCAAGGCUCGAGACAAGGCCGACGGGUUGCCGACACGAAAUCGUCAGGGUUGGGGGAGACCGAAGACCCCCCUGCAUCUCGCCGCCGUCGCAAGUCGUCGCACAAAGACGAAAGUUCCGUCGAUGCGGUGGAAGCAAAGCAGAAGAAAAAGAAGAAGCGCGACAAGGAUCGAAGCAAAGUCCAAACGCCCCCGGUCUCCGCGCCUUCGUUGGACGUCAACAACCUCCUCGCCCACUCCGUCGCGGCGCCGUCCCCCGAAGACCCCGACGGCAACGACGACAUGUGGGAGGACUUCCCUUAAGUUAUUCACCCGUAACAAGCAAACCAACGAUACUAUUUUUAAGUCGAC
Aphanomyces astaci is the source of this 3582-nucleotide messenger RNA. RefSeq lists its product as hypothetical. Gene Ontology annotation, biological process: microtubule-based movement. Lineage: Eukaryota; Oomycota; Saprolegniomycetes; Saprolegniales; Verrucalvaceae. The coding region runs from base 52 to 3534 and encodes 1160 amino acids. The record is from RefSeq and is a predicted model, not a curated record. The transcript is spliced from 16 exons. Gene Ontology annotation, molecular function: ATP binding; microtubule binding; microtubule motor activity.